AUGGCCAUCCGCCAAAUACUGAAACGAUCUUUAUCCAACGAAAGAAGAUCAAAUGAAGUUCCAAAAGGGCAUUUAGCUGUUUACGUCGGAGAAAAUGAAAAGAAGAGAUUUGUUAUUCCAUUGUCAUAUUUAAACCAUCCUUCGUUUCAAGAUUUGCUAUGCCAAGCCGAAGAAGAAUUUCGAUACCAUCAUCCAAUGGGCGGCCUCACUAUUCCUUGCAGACUUUUCCCUAUCGCAUUUGCUAUUGUUCAUGAGGAGAAUGACGAUAACUGGUUUUGGUUCUUAACAUUGCUAAAGGAGCCAAUUAACCAGGAUCGUAUCUUUACGUUUAUUUCUGAUUGGCAACAUGACAUUCUAGAAGGGGUUAAGAACAUGUUUCCAUAUUGUUUUCACUCAUUUUGCCUCAGACAUUUGAUAGGUAAUUUGAACAACAAAUUUAAAGGGGUUCCAACAAGUUAUAGGGAGGCAAUUGUUGGCCAAUUUGUAUCAUGCGUAUUUGAAUUCUCAAAGACGUCUUUUGAUAAGAAGAUCGAGAAGCUCAAGGUCACUGGUUCUAGCAAAGUUGUGAAAUUCUUGAAUGACUUGCCUUAUAAUAAAUGGGCGAAUGCGUAUUUUGAUGGGCAUAGAUACGGUGAAAUCAUGUAUUCGAACGGCGUGGAAUCUUGGAAUUCGCAAAUUCUUCUGUUGCGCGACCUACCAGUUAUGACUAUGAUAGACGCAAUUAGAAGCAAAUUAAUGAAGCAGAUGACUAAGAGAAGAGAUAAAGCAGCUAAUUGGUCAUCUAUGUGCUACCCUAAGAAGGAGAAAAUUUCGCAAGAUAUUGAAGUUGAAGGCAGGUCGUGGAAGCCUGAGAAGGCCGCUGACAAUAUUUUUGAAGUUCCCAGUAAUCCGUCUAUUGUUGUUGACUUGGCGCAAAAAUCUUGCACAUGUCGAGAAUGGCAGAUUCUUGGAUUUUCUUGUGUUCAUGCGGUGUGUGUAUUAGGGAACGAGAGGACAGAACCAUAUGACUAUAUGAUCCCUAUUUACCGUAUGUUAGAUACACUACAAACGAAGAGGAAAUUUGUGUUGGCCCACCUGAAUUUAAAUCUCGACGUGGAAGACCAAAAAAGAAGAGGAUACCAUCUAUUGGAGUGCUAA
Molecule: messenger RNA, 1137 nt
Organism: Erythranthe guttata (spotted monkey flower)
Lineage: Eukaryota; Viridiplantae; Streptophyta; Magnoliopsida; Lamiales; Phrymaceae
Source: RefSeq, a predicted model, not a curated record